Molecule: messenger RNA, 2905 nt
Organism: Amoebophrya sp. A25
Lineage: Eukaryota; Dinophyceae; Syndiniales; Amoebophryaceae
Source: the annotation of a GenBank genome assembly
ACGAGGCUGUCUCGGAUGCGGACCGAUUGAUCUAGGGAAGAUUGAGUUUGCGUGUAUAACGAAUGUCUUCGAUUUGGUGUGUAGAAAAGGAAUGUACUUGAAGAUUGAUAUUAUUUUGUCAGGUAAUAUGGCCGGUAAACACGCAUACCACAUGACACUCCUGAACUUACUAACAUACUUACACAGAGAGACAGAUAAAUUCAUUGAAGAACCCAUUACAAUUCAAGAAUAUACAUAGACUCCUUUCCGCAGCUAAGAUUGUAGUUGUGCCCCCCCGUGAGAUGAAGGACUAAUGAGAUGAUCAGUAGCUGCAUGAUAUGACCAAAGCGCUAUUCGUGGUUAUAGCUCUGAUUCAUCGCAGGAUUGCAUGCUUUCAUAAUGUGAAGUUCAAAUUUUGCCGAAUCAAAAUCAUGAUGAUCUCGAACCAUAACGAACCAUAAUUAUGAGGUAAGGGAAAGGCAAUGGCGAAGGACAAGGAGCAACUUCCUUCGCAACACUCAUUGUUGGCCACAGUCAAAUAAGUGCAAUUGUGAAUAGGAUUCCUUUGUUCUUUUUUCGAAAUAUACGCUCACGACCUCGCUUCGAGUUACAGAAUUCGUGGUUCAAAAACCUAGAAGAUCAAGGUGGAUCAUGAAGCAGGAUCAUGGCCUUUUGGCGAUUACGCCGUACGCGUUUCCGAUCCUUCCUCACGCAUACGAAAGAGAUCUACUACGUUGAAAAAGGGUGGAAGUAACAGAUGAUGAUCUCUUAUACCUUCAUGUUGUGGCCCAAAAGAAAAAACAUUAGGAUCAUGUUGUGGACCAAACGCCUUUCUGGAAUUUGUCACUUGAUCACUUUCCUAAAAUAGUCUUUCGUCUUUUAAACGCAGGCCAUUAUGUUUUGAUCUGAUUCAUCAUUAAUGUGAAGGUGUUAGGCCCAGCGGCGCCCAAAGCACUAAGUCAGACAACCGGUUAGUUUUCACCUCGACAAUAUUAGACUUAUCCUGUGCAACAAAUCAUUAAUGUUUCUACGCGACAGCAUAAAAGGGCGAGUACUUUCUUGACUACACGUUUUCACACUGACUAUAUUAUAUAAAACGAGUUGUUGAUGUCAUAAACUUGUCCGAACUUGUUUUCUAUUUUGAGUCACAACAACAACAUCAUCUACGUACAUUGAUUUGAUCAUUCUACAACUACUAAGGUCCAAAGAAACUCAAGAGAAACAAAAUGUCGUCUGGACAGCCAAAGCGAAGAUUUAUGCCUAAGGCUCCAAAGCGGGCAGCAGCGCCUAGUGGAGGAGCUUCGCAACCAGCUGCAAAAGCUGGAGCACAAGCGGUGCAGAGGCCAACUACUUCCAGCGCAUCUGCAGUAAAUAAGAAUAGACCUGUUGUAGCAGCUUCAUCUGAAGGAGUAGAUGCACUCUUCGAAGAAGGUGUACAAGAAGGGCAACUUCAAGCGCAAAACGGGAGUGCAGGGAAUGUUGCUGGUAUUUGAUAAGGACUUUCGUAGUUAGCAGAGAGUGCCUAGAAUCGACUUUGUACCGUUCUUUGGCAUCACUUUGAGGAUGGGACCGCAAAUAGUUAGAUCGGAAUCAUUAAAAGACUGAAUGCAAAAAUUGUGGUGAAAGGUUCAUUACAACAAACCAACAGCGUCUGCUCCCGCGUCUAUGUCAGUGGGCACCCAUCUGCCUGCUACCUCUUCUUCUUCCGCACAAGCACUUCCGGUAGCUGGUAAGCGUGUCGUAUCCAAUCAUGACUCGAAGAAGUCCUCUACGAGUGCUAGUGCAGCUCCUAAGAAAAGUAGUACAACUACUAGUUCAAGCACAACCUCCCGUAGCGGAACGGGUCUAGGAAGUAGAGGAAUCGGGCACGGUAUUGGUUCUUCCAAAGCUUCCGCAGGAGCUUCUAAAUCCGCUUUAAGUGGCGGACCCAAGAACAUUAUGUCCGCCUCUUCUUUCAUGCAGCGCCAACCAUUUAGUGGCGUCAGUCGUGUAAGGGAUGCGGCAAACCCGUCUAGAAAACUGGAAUCCGUGUCUGAAUAUGCCGGUGGAGACUCGGAGACGUGUAACCGACCGCUAACCCUUCCUUUUCUAGAAGACGAGAACUCGAUGUUGCCUAGAAGCGACUUGCAUCAAAUAGGGAAGCAUUUGAUGGAGGAAGUAGUGGAGAAGGAAUUAUCUCCUGAUAAAAAUAAAGACGAGAUGGAUUCGUGUUCAUCUAGCGUUGCUGAGAAAGAAGCUUUGCUGGACGACGUAGAUGCUAAGAGUAAAGAUGCUAGUAAGAAAGAGAAAAAUGCGCCAAAUUUGGGGACGCAUUUCUGUCGAUUAAACGCGGAGACUAUGGAGGUUGAAGACAGCUCAGACUUCGUGUUUCUACAAACACCUUACUUACUUCCAGCUGCCAGUAAUGUUGCGUCCUCAACACAAUCACCAGCUGAGCAAGGAGAAACUACAGGUACAACUACCCCCACCACUCAAACAACAGCGACAACAACAACAGCCAUGUGCUAUCCGUCUGGAGAAAUCGGAGAACUCCGAAUGCACAAGAGUGGCAAACUUACGAUGCGGAUUGGACCAGACUUGAUCUUCGAAAUUGAUCGAGGGUUGUCGAAAUGCGCACAGCAACUGAUGGCGAUUUGUCCGUAUCAAGAUGAAGCGCUCUUCCUCGGUGGAAUGGAGGAAACAUUGACGGUCAGACCUAGUUUGUCCUAGACACGAGAACCCAUGAUUAUGACCUGGUAUGCAACAAAUCUUCCAUGACGCAACCGCAAGCUACAUUAAGCACGACUAACACAAUCCUUAACCUUAUCUUCCCACCUCUUGACUACGAACGUUUCAGUUACCCCUCAAAUAAAUUUCGCCGCACCUUUUGCGUUUGGUAACAGACUAUGAGCUUUGGAUCACGAUCACCACUGACCAUGUAUGCAGC